AUGCCCCCCGAUCGUACCUGGAGAAGCCUCACGGAGCGUAAAUGCCACUACACCCAUAUCGACGAACAAAUCCUCCAGCUGCACACAGAACGUAACACCCUCGCGCCGAUCAACUGCAUCUCUCAAGGAGUCCUUGCAUCCAUCUUUAUCUACAUCUCCCCACUUCGCAGCCCUACAGAAUACGAUCUCUUUAGCGUCACACACGUAUGCCAACACUGGCGCACUGUCGCGCUCUCCUUCCCCUACCUUUGGUCUCGCGUCCCGAUGCACCCUUGGUCCUCGCCUCCCUUGGUUCGGAUGAUGCUCGAUCGCGCAAAAGGUGUUGUGCUCGACAUUGGCAUCGAUGCUAUGGCGGAUGGAUCAACGCUCAAAGAGUGGCGGGGAGACUGGGAGCUCGUUGAGGAGCUGUGUCGCGAGGCGCACCCAUCGCGCGAGAUGCACCUCAACUUGAUCGGGGGGCGCAUGCGCAGGGUGCUGUUGCACACCUCGCGAAGACAGACGCACUACUUCUGGAGCGUUUCUAUCUGCACAUGA
Coniophora puteana RWD-64-598 SS2 is the source of this 534-nucleotide messenger RNA. RefSeq lists its product as uncharacterized. The record is from RefSeq and is a predicted model, not a curated record. Gene Ontology annotation, molecular function: protein binding. The transcript has a single exon. Lineage: Eukaryota; Fungi; Basidiomycota; Agaricomycetes; Boletales; Coniophoraceae. The coding region runs from base 1 to 534 and encodes 177 amino acids.